Pisolithus orientalis is the source of this 539-nucleotide messenger RNA. RefSeq names its product Rdx family-domain-containing protein. The record is from RefSeq and is a predicted model, not a curated record. Bases 41 to 430 code for a protein of 129 amino acids. The transcript has 4 exons. NCBI's taxonomy places the organism in Eukaryota, Fungi, Basidiomycota, Agaricomycetes, Boletales, Pisolithaceae.
ACGGUAAUCUUAUCAGCUGGCAGCAACUCUAGUGGCCUCCAUGAUGGAGUCCAAAGACAAGGGUGAACAGCGUGAAGAUGCUCUCCUCGACCCUGCCACCUUCCUUCCACCAAGUCCACUCCCAGCACCCACUGUCACGAUCGAGUUUUGUGACAGAUGCCGCUGGCUGCAUCGUGCGACAUGGGUAUCUACUGAGCUUCUCUUGACCUUCCCGCCCCCGACGCUGAAGGCUGUAACUGUGAUGCCAUUAAGUGCAGACGACACUGCUGGACGCUUCCGCAUCUGGCUCAAUGUCGAGGAUGGCCCGCCAAAAUUGAUGUGGGACAGGAAGGCCGAAGGUGGCUUCCCCGAACUCAAAGUUCUGAAACAGCGUAUCAGGGACUUCAUUCAGCCCGGAAUGUCUCUUGGCCAUUCAGACAAGAAAGCGUGAGGGAAUAAGGGGAUAUUAUGGCUGACAAUGAGAGUGGCCAAAGUGUAUUUUAGUCACGUAUCCCGGAAAGGUUGUACAUAAGGCUAGCAAAAGCUAUUUUCUUGGGUGC